Molecule: messenger RNA, 5290 nt
Organism: Thalassophryne amazonica
Lineage: Eukaryota; Metazoa; Chordata; Actinopteri; Batrachoidiformes; Batrachoididae
Gene: dennd11
Product: DENN domain containing 11
Exons: 9
Coding region: 194-1627 (477 amino acids)
Cellular component (GO): cytoplasm
Source: RefSeq, a predicted model, not a curated record
GUGUCGUCAUCACAACAGAGGAGGAAAACAGCUCGUCAGUGGAUGUGACAGGAAUCCGGAUUACAGACCGAGAGAAAAGUCAGCUUCUUACGACCAUGAUCAGGCUCUAAAAUCGUGUUUAAUUCGGCUCGACGUAUCGGAGCUUUCUGGUGUGUGUUUUUUUAAAUCCAUUUUCUUCGUUCCCAUCUGCGACAUGGUGGAGCAGUCGGAUCGUGCCCCGCUCCUGGACUGGGAGGAGAUCCCUCCAGCACAGCCGAAAAAGGCGAAGGACACGAAAAGUUCUCCGCCGGUGUCAGCCGAGAGCACAGCGGCAGGCGAAGCGACGGACAGCCGGCGGAACGGCACCGCCGUCACCUGCAGCCCGGCCAGGAGGAUCCACAGCGGGGACUGCAGCCCGGCACGGCUGCCCGUGGAGCUGUCCGGGCCCGGCUGGGAUGUGCCCUUCCCCGGCCUGUCGGUGAGACAUCAGUGGGAGGAAAAAGACCAAAUAGUGGCCGUGUUCGUGGUUACCUUCGACACAAGAUCAGGAAACAUGGUGGAGUGGUCUUUGCCUCAUGACAUCAAUCUAGAUGGAGUAGAAUUCAAGGCGAUGGCCAGCGGCUCCCAUCGGAUCACCAAUGACUUCAUAUAUUUCCGUAAAGGCGUUUACUUUGGGCUGGCCUGUUUCUCCAACAUGCCCGUGGACAGCGAGCUGGAGCGAGGAGCCAGGAUGAAAUCUGUAGGAAUUCUGUCUCCAUCCUACACUCUGCUUUACCGCUACAUGCACUUUCUGGAAAACCAAGUCAGACAUCAGUUACAGAGUCCUGGUGAAUAUUCCCCCCUCGAGGCCUUUUACGAGGAUAAGAAGGCCGUCCUUCCGCCCACAGAUAACGGCCACGUCACCGCUUGUCCAGCAUGGAGUGUCACCGCCAUUAACCGCUGUAUGCACCCAGAAAUGAAGAUCACCCAUCCAGCCGGCUGCAUGUCCCAGUUCAUCCAGUUUUUCGGGGAGCAGAUAAUGGUGCUGUGGAAAUUUGCACUGCUUAGGAAGCGUAUCCUCAUCUUCUCCCCUCCACCUGUUGGUGUGGUCUGCUACAGGGUGUAUUGCUGUUGCUGCCUGGCCAACGUCUCUUUACCUGGAAUUGGAAUUUCAGUGCCUGAGUUACGUCCUUUUUUCUACAUCAACAUAGCGGACAUCACUGCUCUGGAAACGGAGCUGUCUUAUGUUGCCUGCACUACAGAGAAGAUUUUUGAGGACAAGAAGAACCUCUAUGAUGUCUACAUCGAUAACCAGAAUGUAAAAACGCAUAGAAGCAGUUUGCAGUCGUUGCUGCGAUUGAAUGCAGCAGAUAAGGAGAAAUACAGGAAGCUGAGUGAACAAAGGCAGAUGUUGCUUUACUCUCAGGAGGUGGAUGGAGACUGCACAUCAAAUGAAGAGGAUCUCUUCAUUCUCUUCUUCAUGGAGCUGAAUAACCGCAUCUUCCAGAUCCUGUCCGAGGUAGCAGGCAGCACUGAUCCCACCCUCACUGGUGAUCACAUGAGGGCGAUGGGGCUGGAUCCCCAGUGCGAUCGCUCCUUUGUGGAGGACCUACUCGAGGUGUAUGGCCUUGAUAUCACCCUGGUUAUAGACAGUCCCUGCUGUUCCUGAGCAGCUCCUGGUCCACUUGACAUGCUCGUGGAGAUUUGUGCCUUUAAGGCCAUGAUUGCAACAAACCGAAGACACUGCCUCCAUGCUGGGACUUCAUCUCUCACCUGCUGUCGCUCUGUACGUGUCAUCUGAUCUAAAGAGUCCGUUUCCAACAUGUUGGUGACGGCAGCACUUGAAACGUGCACUGGUCGAAGCAGACAAAGUGGCUCGGUGGAUACGUGGUGUCAUCGCCCUCUGAUUCUUCACUCAUUCCUGUUUUUGGUUAGAAAUAUUCAUUUCUGCGUUUGCACCUGUGUGGAGGAUCAAGACUGAAUAAGGACGGCUGGUCGCUCUGUAAAUUCACUCUACUCUUCACAAGAAGGAAUUCAUCGACUCUACGGCUCCAGUGUUCACUUAAAAUCUGCUUCAUUUUGGGAAGUUCGUUUUAUUUUUCAUCAUGAGAAGAAUUCUGCUUUUUUUCCCUUUUUGAUUUAUAACAUUUUUGGAUGAUUUGAUGGAUUCAGCUCUUCUGCGAUGAUGCUUUUGUUAAUGGAAGUCACAAACUGAACGGUUUUGGCCAAUUUAUUUGCCUUUUUUAAUUGCAAGCAAUACAACUCUGUGUAUUAGUCAAAAUUAUUAACUUUUUUCAUUUUUAGAAUUGUCACCAUGAGAGGUGAAAGUGAAAUAUUAAUAACUGUGUUAUUCUAUAUUAAGUGGUAAAGUGAUGAUUAAGGAGGAAGAAGCAAGAAAAAAGCUGUUAAAUAUUAUAUUCACCUUGAUGCACUUUUAAAAUGCACAGUGCUGUGAAAUAAUGUACUCUUUGUAUUCGAUCAGUCACAUGACGUGAUCGGAGAGUUUUCAGAACUGUUGUAUUACAUUUAGCUUCAGUUGUCGUUAAAGGGGUCGUACUGCACACGUUAUUCAGCGAGCUAGCAUCUGUCUUAUAAACAGUUUGUAGCCAAACACAUCUCAUAAACACAGGGGUGUUACAUCCAAACAAGAAAAGACCCAUUUCUGUGCCUGUCGCUUUAAACCAAAACAAGCUGCUGUUUGCUGGAAAUUCUGACUUUUUGUCAUUACCCACAAUGCACCACACUGCUAUGCAUCAGUGUAUAGGUGUUAAAUCAUUGGAAGAGUGAUUAGUUUGGAGUUGUCUUCUUUCCUUGGGUAGUUGGGCAAAAUCCCAGGAAACAAAACUUACUGAUAGUUGCAGUUUGCCUUGUUGACAGUUCCCUAUAGCUUUGGCAGUCUUACGAUAGCUAUAUUCACAAAACCUCUGAAAUUUUAAAGUUGAAAUGUGAGUCCAUGUAAAGAGACACAAACUGACACUCUUCCAGUGAUUUUACGCAUGCACCAUUGUGUAGCUAGCUAUAGAAGGGCACGGGUACACAUCACUUCCAGCGACGUAGCAGAUCUGAAUCUGAGAAUUCGAACUUCCACGACUGGCCGCCCGCUAAAAACGUGCUCAGGCUGUAUUGAUUAUCUAUUGAAAUCAGCUGAUUUGGUUUCAUCUCUAACUUGCUUGCAACAGCCAGCUGAUAGCUAUCAGUGCCUGGAACAAUGAGAUCUAUACACCAAGCUGACCUGAAAUGAACCAUUGUACAUUAAAUUGACUUUGACGAGUCCGACCCCUUUGAAAAGUGACAAAAUGACAUGUAUUUGUAUGAAGUUUGGCGACGUUUUCAGUGGCUAAAAAUGGCCGCAAGAGGGCGCUCGGGUAAAGUCCACGGCCUCCUAUAUGUUGCAAUCUGAGUUGUGACAAAACACAAAAUGGGCUUUUGUUACAUAUGUCACAGAAAACUAAAAUGUACCAUUUCAGGCCAAUUUUUGCAACUUCUCCACAUAGUCACAAAAAAUGAAGAAUUUAUAAAACAUGAAACCAGAACCAUAUGUCGCUGUAAAAGCUAGGACUAAAAAUGUAUUUUGCACAAUAUGACCCCUUUAAAUGACAGCUCAUUUUGCCAAUGAAUGUGGUUAUACAACUUUUAUUCAUGAAUGCUGCACCGUGUCCACCACUGGACUGUUUCCUGAUGUACACAGUGAUCGUACAUAAAGGGACACACUCCUUCGCAAUCAUCCAAGUGCACGUCAGCACCCACAAAUUUUACAUAUCCAGCGCCGUGUGGCAUUUUGAGAAAGUGCCAUCCACAACCCAUGGUACAUUUGCAUAAUCUGGUUAAUUCAUCAAUGCCACAGCACUGGAAACUAGAAUGUGAAGGUUCUGUUUGUCCUUGAACAAUUACAAAGGAGUGUCGUUUUAAGUAUGUUUAUUUUUUUUAAGUGUUGCGUGUUAUUGCCGUGUGUUUGGCUGAUGUGACAUCUACUGAUAUAAAUACAUUCUGAGCCAGCAAGUAGUUUGUGCGUUUGUGUUUUAUAGCUGUAUGCCCCACGAACAUUCACAUUUGCUUGGCUCACGAGCAGGAGAUCUUCAGCUUUCUGUGUUCACGUGCAACGCGUCUUUGCUGUUGAACUUUUACUUAUUGAUCAGCUUUAAAGAGCUUCUUUUCCAGUCUGCUCCGAUAACAAAGAACCUUUUGUUUGCAUGUGUGUGUGUGUGAAGCUCUGGUGAUGUCACAGCAACGGCUGAGCAAACUGUGUGUCUCCUCCUCCUUUAGGCAGCGUGACAAGACGGACAUGUGAGUUCCAGCUACGGAUCCUCCUGGUCUUUUCACUGUAGUCCCAGUUAGUCAUUCCAUUGUGUUGCUGACCAAACUGAUAAUUUGUUCCAUGUUGGAACACCUGAAACUGAUACUUUCCUCGUGUAAUUUUACAGUGGUUCACAAUUUUAUCAUGGCCACAUUCCAAAAGUGAGUUGUGGGGACCUGAUUUUAAAAUUUAGAAUGUGCCUUGCUUUGAUCUUCAAAGAGUCUAGGUCUGCUGUGCAGUGUACUGGAAUGUAUCCAAAACAGAGGAACACUUUAAAGGGACACUAAUCUGUCAAGCACAAAAUUAGGCCCCUCAUUUGUAGUUUUCAGCCACAUGACAUUUUUAUGUCCCACCACUAAAAGGCAUGCUAUGAUAAAUAGUGGACACUUGGUACUUACACCUUAGGUACACACUAGAUCGUUUGGUGCUUAUACCGCCGCAUAUUAAAGAUUAAGUGCUUCUUACUCCAGAGUGCUUUUUCAUACACACAAUUCAUAAUCAGUAUAUUAUGGUGAUACAAAUGGUCUGAUGUAGAAAAUAUUUAAAUUAAGGUGUUCAUUUUGCAGAAAUUGUUUUAACAAUCAUAAACAAUGCUUCACAUGAGCUUUCAUAUACACAGUAACUGAUUAUCGUAUUUUCUGGAGUAGAAGUGAGUUUUUUACUCAUAUGGGAGGCCCUGCGACAUACUCCAGUGUGACUUAUAUACACACACACACACACAAAAAUCACAUUCAUUAUCAAUAAUAACUAUAAUGAUUUAUAUAGGACUUUACCAGCAAUCAAAGCACUAAACAAAAUAAAUGCUAAUAAUAAAAGAAUAAAUGCCAAUAAUCAAAAGUACAGUUCAACAAUGCACAAAAAUCCCAAGAGCUAAUAGGCAUUUUUUUAACAGGUGCGACUUAUACUCUGUAAAAUACGGUAAUUGUGUUGACUGUAUAUGCUAAUUAGGGUGCUAAAUAGGUACACCAUUACCAAAAUUGUAGUGUGGCUAACAUUUGGCAGAUUAGGCAAAUUAAGUGUGUUUUGUUUUAAAUGCAA